UUUCGUGUAGCCACGGUGAUCGGACUGACUCAGUGCCAGGGCCUCUUCACAUGGAGUCUGUCAGCAGCACCAUCCUGACAUUGUUGGUGACGAGCACAAUCCUACAUGUGGGCUCCCCAAGGCGGGGUUUUGGGGCUGACGAUGACACAGGUUUUGACUACGGUGGGCACUAUGGGCAGAGAGGGUGCAAGGACAUCUGCGAACCAGGCUUUGUACCAGUGGACAUCUCCGGUCUCUCUUGUAGCCGUGGACGCUGGUUCAAGUAUGGGACAAACAUCCCGACCCAGGACAUCGAGUGUCAAGAACUGCCACCAUUCAACGUGGUGAAUGUUUCUACCCCAGCGGACAGCAUCACCCUGUGGGGUCGCUUCAAAUCCUGUCCCAACAGCAGUGCUGACAAACUGAAUGUCUGGCUUCGCUGUAAAUGGUAUGAGAGUCACAAUUCACGCUGUAAAUCAGGCACGGAGGUCAUCAGCCAAAGUCAUCCCUACUGUAGCUCGGCUCUGCAUAACUGGACCUGCCAAAAUCUCAGGCCGUUCUCCCGGUACGACAUCCAGCUCUUUGUGAAUUACUCUCUUCCCAGCUCUGGCAGCUCUGGAUUUGGAUACAGCCAAAGACAGAUGCAAACUUUCGAGAAACCACUUCACACAUCGAGGGUAAACACCAGCCAAGCAGUGCCUGACAAACCCUGGUUGCUGACUGUGGACGUGGUCAAGGGGAGGAUUAGCUGGGAUCUACCGAAUUCAUGCCGUGCUCAAGUCCUUGGUUCUCAGAUAACCAUUGUUGGAUCGAGAGCCCACAAUGCCUCAUUCCCUUCUGAACAUGUGUUCACUUUCGAUACCAGUACAACACAGCUAAAAAAUUACACCUUCAUAUGUGCAACGAAAUACAACAUUAUUCUGCAAGCUGACAGCUCGGUGGGCUUGGGGAAUAAAGAAGAAGUGAUAAGGAUGACUGCAGCAAAAGAACCGCUUGUUCCCGAAAUUCAGAGUCGUGUUUCAGAACUCACUGGCUCGACGGCUCGUAUCCAGUUCACACACUCACACAGAGAAUGCACUGCAGUGUCAUUUUACGAGGUGAUUGUUUCGUCGACAAGUUAUGAUUCACCUUCCAAUCGGGAAAGUUUGUGUCAGAAUAGGCAUCUGCUUGCAUUCCAAGUGAAUCAUCCAUUCAACGACUACAUCAGUCUGCGCAUUCCCACUGCCAACGUCUCUGGAACAAUGACGUUGACCAUCGGAGAUGAUCAGACCAUUGGCAACUUCUGGAACAGACGUCUGGAGUCUGACCAGCAAUACACAGUCACGUUGCGAGUCGUCAGUGACUGGAGUCCGGAAGUGAAGUUUGUGUGUGCGUAUUAUGAACCGUUCUAUGUAUCAAGUGGAAAGGUCGCCAUAACCGUUACUGUUCUCCUCUUCAUCAGUCUGAUUUCGAUCCUGGUGGUCUUCCUGGUCUACAGGAGGAGACGGAAGGCCAGGCAGCCCAAAUGGCAAGUGAUCCGACGUUACAUUACGAAGAGCUCAGGUGAAGACUGAGCCUGUGGAGAGUUCAGCAUCAUCCAUUCUUAUUCAUCUCUCCCCAACCCAACUGCCUCACCUCCCUCUCUGCAACUCCACAUCUCCCUGACACACAUCAUCUCCCUGUCACUCCCCUUUGAUACUACCACUCUCCCUGUCACUCCCCUCUGAUACGACAACUCUCCCUAUCACUCCCCUCUGAUACUCCCAAUCUCCCUAUCAUUCCCCUCUGAAACUACCACUCUCCCUGUCACUCCCCUCUGAUACUCCCACUCUCCCUAUCACUCCCCUCUGAUACUCCCACUC
This is a messenger RNA of Mobula hypostoma (lesser devil ray), 1820 nucleotides long. RefSeq lists its product as uncharacterized. The record is from RefSeq and is a predicted model, not a curated record. The transcript is spliced from 10 exons. Bases 51 to 1532 code for a protein of 493 amino acids. Lineage: Eukaryota; Metazoa; Chordata; Chondrichthyes; Myliobatiformes; Myliobatidae. Gene Ontology annotation, molecular function: protein binding.